This is a messenger RNA of Branchiostoma belcheri (Belcher's lancelet), 1225 nucleotides long. RefSeq names its product CUB and sushi domain-containing protein 2-like. NCBI's taxonomy places the organism in Eukaryota, Metazoa, Chordata, Leptocardii, Amphioxiformes, Branchiostomatidae. The annotation marks the transcript as partial. The record is from RefSeq and is a predicted model, not a curated record. Gene Ontology annotation, biological process: regulation of apoptotic process. The transcript has 6 exons.
AUGACGGAGAGGAAAGAGUGGGCUGAUCUCCUCUGUUGUUUUGUCUCUACAACAACAACAACAACAACAACAACAAACGGGGCUUCACGACUGAGAGACCUGCUAGAAAACGUGCUUAACGAGGACGGAUUGAACUGGGGGCGUGUCAUCACCGCAAUGAUUUUUGCUUUGGAUGUACGUGUCAAGUUACACGAGUCACAAACGAGCCAAGAAAACGCGAUAUGCUCAGAGUUAGCCGAGUUGAUGUGCGUCAUAGCGGGGAGGUGGCUGUUACGACGCAGAGGGUGGAGUGGAAUGAUUGACGCUGCAGAGCCGUCGAUAUUAGUGACUGUUGUGGACAUUAUCUGUCUAACCAGCGUCACCGGAUGUGGAGGUGACCUGACGGCUCCUUCUGGAGGCCCUGUGACGUCACCUAACUACCCCAGUAACUAUGGCAACAAUGAGAACUGUGAGUGGUCGAUCACUGUACCAGAGGGAAGCAUCAUUCGCCUCACGUUUGACAGCUUCUACACUGAGAGGAAUUAUGACUUUCUCACCAUCUACGAUGGAGCCAGUGAUAAUGCUGCAGAGAUGGGAGAGUUAACCGGUGAAUACUGGCAAAUUAGCCCCAUCAUCAGCACAUCCAACACGCUGUUCCUGAGGUUUACAUCUGAUUGGAUUACCAGCCGUCAGGGGUUCCAGUUCUCUUACAUAAGCAGAGCUGCAGGUCAAUGCUGGGAUCCCGGUGUGCCGACCAAUGGGAACAGGGAUAACAACAGUAACUUUACAUCAGGACAGACAGUCAGGUACACCUGUAUGGACGGGUAUCAGCUGUGGGGGACUGCUAAUAUAACCUGCCAGCCGAACGGGACUUGGAGUGGUGCUGCACCAACUUGUGAAGUAACCAGCGGCACCGGAUGUGGAGGUGACCUGACGGCUCCUUCUGGAGGCCCUGAGACGUCACCCAACUAUCCCGGUAACUAUGGCAACAAUGAGAACUGUGAGUGGUCGAUCACUGUACCAGAAGGAAGCAUCAUUCGCCUCACGUUUGACAGAUUCUACACUGAGAGGAAUUAUGACUUUCUCACCAUCUACGAUGGAGCCGGUGAUAAUGCUGCAGAGAUGGAAAGGUUAACCGGUCACCAACCACACAUUAGCCCCAUCAUCAGCACAUCCAACACGCUGUUCCUGAGGUUUACAUCUGAUGGGAGUGCCAGCUAUCAGGGGUUCCAGUUCAACUACACAA